CCCUCGGACCGCGACCCAGAGGGGUUUCAGGGUUCCCACGGCUCUCCGGAACCCUACCCAAUUCCUCCAUCUUCCCGUCCCUUACGAUUAUAUUCAUCUUCUCCUUCUCCGUCUCGUUUUCUACUUCCCAAUUCCUCCAUCUUCCCCUCCCUUUUGAUUAUAUUCAUCUUCUCCUUCUCCGUCUCGUUUUCUACUUCCGGUUGGUGCCCUUUUCUCGGUUGGAUUCGUGGGAUCUGGAGGUCUUUGCAGCCUAUUUGAAUCAUGAGGAGGUGGCUUGAUGAGGUGGCUCAACUCUGUUAUUUUAUUUAUCUUUGGAGCUCAGUUGAUAUGAUUUCUGGGGGGCUGGGAAGCGGAGAUCUAGAAGCGUGGUUUCAGAACCUCAUGUUGUCUUCUGGUGGGGAAAAGUCAGAGGGGAAGGGAGCUGCUAUGGCUGGUUGGAAGGAUCUUCCCAUGGAGUUGUUGCUGAGGAUUAUUUCACUUUUGGAUGAUCGGAUGGUGAUUGUGGCUUCUGCUGUGUGUACUGGUUGGAGAGAUUCUCUGUGCUUGGGGCUUACAAAUCUCUCUCUGUCAUGGUGCAAAAACAACAUGAACAGCCUUGUGCAGUCACUAGUCCCCAAAUUUACAAAGCUGCAGGUUCUUACUCUGCGACAGGAUAGACCUCAACUUGAGGAUAUUGCUGUAGAGACUGUUGCUAAUUACUGCCAUGAUUUGCGGGAUUUAGACCUUAGCAAAAGCUUUAGACUAACUGAUCGCUCCUUGCAUGCUUUAGCCCAUGGAUGUCCACGUCUUACAAAACUCAAUAUCAGUGGGUGCUCUGCUUUCAGUGAUUCUGCCCUUGCAUAUCUGACUGAUUACUGUAGGAACUUGAAAAACUUAAAUCUUUGUGGAUGUGUGAGAGCUGCAACUGAUAGUGCUUUGCAGGCUAUUGCAUAUAAUUGCGGUCAGUUGCAGACUUUGAUUCUGGGUUGGUGUGAGGGUGUCAGUGAUAAUGGAGUAACCAGUUUGGCAGUAGGAUGCCCUGAUCUCAGGGCCUUGGACUUAUGUGGCUGUGUCCUUAUUACAGAUGAAAGUGUAAUUGCCUUAGCAAAUGGUUGUCCUCGACUGAGAUCCUUGGGCUUGUAUUAUUGCAAGAACAUCACUGACAGGGCUAUGUAUUCACUAGCAAAUAGUCGUGUGAAGAGCAAGCAUGGACUGUGGGGUUCUAUGCAAAACAACAGUGAUGAGAAGGAAGGGCUUAUGAAUCUAAACAUUAGUCAGUGUACAGCAUUGACGCCUCCUGCUGUUCAGGCUGUUUGUGACUCAUUCCCUGCCCUCCAUACCUGCCCUGAAAGACAUUCGCUUAUCAUCAGUGGGUGCCUCAACCUCACAUCUGUGCACUGUGCUUGUGCCGUCCAAGCUCAACGGGUGAGUAGGGUGGCUCCAUAUCCUCAUGCUUACUGAGCUGGUUUGACUUGAAAUGACUUGGAAAUGAUUCAAGGUUUGAUCUUGAAAAUCCACUUGUAUAUAUAUAUAUGUUAAUAUAGUGUAUCAGAACUGUUCUUAACUAGAAAUUUUAGAAUUCUAGACUCUGCAAUGAAUCGGAACUGCUUUGCAUAUCCUAUGUUAUUUCUGAACCA
Elaeis guineensis (African oil palm) is the source of this 1616-nucleotide messenger RNA. RefSeq names its product F-box protein SKP2A. The record is from RefSeq and is a predicted model, not a curated record. NCBI's taxonomy places the organism in Eukaryota, Viridiplantae, Streptophyta, Magnoliopsida, Arecales, Arecaceae. Gene Ontology annotation, molecular function: protein binding. Gene Ontology annotation, biological process: SCF-dependent proteasomal ubiquitin-dependent protein catabolic process. Gene Ontology annotation, cellular component: cytoplasm; SCF ubiquitin ligase complex.